Molecule: messenger RNA, 3172 nt
Organism: Hippocampus zosterae (dwarf seahorse)
Lineage: Eukaryota; Metazoa; Chordata; Actinopteri; Syngnathiformes; Syngnathidae
Gene: ksr2
Product: kinase suppressor of ras 2
Exons: 21
Coding region: 222-3137 (971 amino acids)
Biological process (GO): protein phosphorylation
Molecular function (GO): ATP binding; protein kinase activity
Source: RefSeq, a predicted model, not a curated record
CUCCUCUUCUUCUUCUUCUUCUUCCUCCUCCUCCUCCUCUUCCUCCUCUUCCAUCACCACCGUGAUGAGGCAGCAUCAGCAUCAACAUCUUCCUCAGUGAUGGAGUCGCAAAUCACGCCGCCGCGACGCCUCCCGCCAUCUCUUCGGACCUUUUUUCCUCGCGCGUAAGAACACACGCACGCAAAGGAGCGGCGAGGAGUGUUGCGUGUGCGUGUGCGUGGAUGGGAACGAUGAGCGAGGACGAGACCGGCCCGCGUGCGGCGCACGCGAGCGCGCACAAAGCCUUGCAGCAGUGCGAGCUGGUGCAGAACAUGAUCGACAUCAGCAUCUCCAGCCUGGAGGGCUUGAGGACCAAAUGUGCCACAUCCAACGACUUGACGCAGAAGGAGAUGCGCACGCUCGAGGGCAAGCUGGUGAAAUAUUUCAGCCGGCAGCUGUCGUGCAAGCGCAAAGUGGCCUUGGAGGAACGCGGCGCCGAGCUGGACGACUUCCCUCGCCUCGGCCACUGGUUCCGCAUCGUCAACCUGAGGAAGGAGGUCACGCAGGACAUGAGCCCCGCCGGGGUGACGCUGGAGGGUCUCCUGGACAUGAGCGAGCAGCAAGUGUGCGAAUUGCUGCAAAAAUUCGGCGCCAACGGGGAGGAAUGUGCCCGCCUCAACGCCUCGCUGGCCAGCCUCAGGAAAGCGCAUAAGCUCGAACAACUUGAGGAGGAUAAGUUGCACAGUAACGGAGGAAGCCAGGCCAAGCAGGAUUGGUCCAUCCAGUGGCCCACUUCCGAGUCGGGCAAGGAGAACACGCCCGUGUGCCAGCCGGAGCCCAGCCAGUGGAUCCGCUUGCAGCUGUCCCAAAGUCCCAAAGUCCAGUCCAAAUACAACCAGCACACGUGCCGCAGCCCCCAGGCCCCGGCGGUCCCCCCCUUGUACGCCGAGCGCCUGACGGCGGACGCCCCUUUCGGGGGACCGCCGCCGCCGCCCGCCUCGGACGGCGGCCACCGCUCGCUGCCGCCCUCGCCCCGCCAGAGACACUUCGGCCACGCGCCCCCCCGGACUCCGCUGGUGUUCAACACCAUGACGCCGCCCGGCACGCCGCCCGUCAGGCGCAGGAACAAAGUCAAAGCGCCGGGCACGCCGCCGCCCCCCAGCCGCAAGCUCAUCCACCUCCUGCCGGGCUUCACCGCGCUGCACCGCAGCAAAUCGCACGAGUUCCAGCUGGGAAACCGACUGGACGACACGCACACGCCCAAAGCCAAGAAGAAGAGCAAGCCCUUGAACCUUAAGAUCCACAGCAGCGUGGGCAGCUGCGAGAACUUGCCCACCUUCCUACCCGGCCAGCGCUCGCCUCUGCACUGCACCGAGCGCUCCCUCAGAUCCUUCUUCUUCCCCUCCUUCGUGCCCUCCACGCCACCCGUGCACACCGAAACGCCCUCUGCAAACACUCUGUCAGUGCCUCGCUGGUCCCCGCAGAUCCCCCGAAGAGAUCUGGGAAACUCCAUCAAACACAGAUUUUCCACCAAGUACUGGAUGUCGCAGACAUGCACCGUGUGUGGGAAGGGAAUGCUGUUUGGACUCAAAUGUAAAAACUGCAAGCUGAAGUGCCACAACAAAUGCACCAAAGAAGCUCCGCCCUGCCAUCUACUCAUCAUCCAGCGAGGCGGCCGAGAAUCCCUCAAAGACCACCAAGGAGUAAUUCAAGUCGCUCGACUGGUGCGAACCGAGUCGGUGCCGUGCGACAUCAACAACCCGCUCAGGUACAGCGACCUGCACGUCAGUCAGACUCUGCCCAAAACCAACAAAAUCAACAAGGAUCCCAUUUCCCUGCCGUAUCAGCCGGACUCCAGCAGCAACCCGUCGUCCACCACCUCGUCCACGCCGUCGUCUCCCGCGCCGCCGCCGCCUAGCAGCGCCACGCCUCCCUCGCCGCUGCACCCCUCGCCGCAGUCGGCGCGGCAACAGAAGCACUUCAACCUGACCGCGUCCAGUUACUUCAAAUAUAAACAGCAGUUCAUAUUUCCAGACGUCACACCGGAGGCUCCUCCUAGCAGAGCGCCGCAAGUCAUCCUGCAUCCAGUCCUGUCGGAACCGGGCAACGAGGGAAACCCUCUGCUUCAGAUCGAAGUGGAGCCGACUUCCGACAACGAGGAGGGCAACGACGAGGAAUCGGGCGACGAGUUUGAGGAGAUGAACCUGUCGCUGCUGUCGGCCCGCAACUUCCCGCGCAAGGCCAGCCAGACCAGCAUUUUCCUGCAGGAGUGGGACAUCCCCUUCGAGCAGCUGGAGAUAGGCGAAAUGAUCGGCAAGGGUCGCUUCGGCAAAGUUUUCCACGGGCGCUGGCACGGCGAAGUGGCCAUCCGCCUCAUCGACAUCGAGCGCGACAACGAGGACCAACUCAAGGCCUUCAAGCGCGAGGUGAUGGCCUACCGCAACACGCGUCACGAGAACGUGGUCCUCUUCAUGGGUGCCUGCAUGAGUCCGCCGCAUCUGGCCAUCAUCACCAGCCUGUGCAAAGGCAGAACGCUUUAUUCGGUGGUGCGCGACGUCAAGGUCGUCCUGGACGCCAACAAGACGCGACAAAUCGCACAAGAGAUGGUGAAGGGCAUGGGCUACCUCCACGCUAAAGGCAUCCUCCACAAGGACAUGAAGUCCAAGAACGUCUUUUACGACAACGGCAAAGUGGUCAUCACCGAUUUCGGCCUCUUCACCAUCUCGGGGGUUCUGCAAGCCGGCAGUCGGAGAGAAGACAAGCUGAAGAUCCCGAGCGGCUGGUUGUGUCACCUGGCUCCGGAAAUCAUCCGGCAGCUCUCUCCCAACACCGAGGAGGACAAGCUGCCUUUCUCCAAACAGUCCGACGUCUUUGCGUUCGGCACCAUUUGGUUUGAGCUGCACGCCCGCGAAUGGCCUUACAAGAGUCAGCCGGCGGAGGUCAUCAUGUGGCAGGUCGGCAGCGGGGUCAAGCCCAGCCUGGCCCACGCCGGCAUGGGCAAGGAGAUCCUGGACAUUUUGCUGCUGUGCUGGGCCUUGGAGCAGGACGAGCGUCCCAGCUUCUCCAAACUGGUGGAGCUGCUGGAGAAACUGCCCAAGCGCAACCGCCGCCUUUCGCACCCGGGACACUUCUGGAAGUCGGCGGAGUACGUCAAGUGAGCGCGCCGCAAAGAUUAACAAAACAAAAAGAAAAC